AUGUCAGAGAUUCAAGCUCGCGCAGCAGGAGCAUCAGUGCAACCGCCACUGUCCCAGGCUGUUGGAUAUGUUAUAGUCGUGGUGCUAGGGCUCAUUAUCGCCGGUGCUGACAAAGCAGUGAUGAUGGUCAUCACCAAGAUCCUUAAGAAAACAACGGGCGAGGAUAACAAGAAGACUGAGAUGUUCAUGACUGCCAAUCGCACCGUUCGGACCGGCUUGACAGCAUCUGCAGUAAUUUCGUCCUGGUUGUGGACAACAGCAAUGCUAGGAGCAUCGUUUGUAGGGUAUGAUUAUGGCGUGGCUGGUCCCUUCUGGUUCGCCGCAGGCUGCAGUCCCAUGAUCGUCUUUUUCGCCUUGAUCGGGAUAUCCUACAAGAGAAAGAUUCCAGAUGCACACACAUCGCUCGAAGUGGUUCGGAUCCGAUAUGGUCGCAUUGCACACGCGGUCUUUAUGACCCUGUGCUUGAUAAACAACAUAUUUGCCUGCGCUAACAUGCUUUUGGGCGCUGCUGCUGUUAUCUCCGCCAUAACUGGGAUGCAUAUCAUUGCUGCGACAUUUUUACUGCCAGUUGGUGUUACUGUGUACACCUUCGUAGGCGGCAUUAAAGCCACAUUCCUUACGGACUACUUCCACACGGCGAUCAUUCUUAUCAUCGCAUGCUAUCUCUCGGUCAAAGCAUUCACUUUCGAAGAGGUUGGCUCAAUUGGUAAAUUAUAUGAGCUCGUCCAAGCUGCUGCACAGCGCCACCCUGUGUCAGGAAAUCAAGAUGGGACGUACCUGACCAUGACUUCGAAGGGUGCUAUCCUGUUCGGGAUACUUCAUAUUUGCUCCAACUUCGGCCUAGUGAUCAUGGACACCAGCUACUUCAUCAAAGCUUUUUCCGCUGCUCCCUCCUCAGUAGUACCUGGAUACACCAUCGGUGGGAUUGCCUACUUUGCCAUUCCCUGGGCUCUAGGAACCAUUAUGAGCUCCCUUGCCUUAGGUCUUGAAAACACAGCGUCCUUCCCGACAUAUCCCCGCCGCAUGACCUCCACAGAAGUGAGCAACGGCCUUGUCCUUCCAUACGCGGCCAUGACCAUUGCAGGAAAAGGCGGGGCAGCUGCAGUUCUCCUUAUUACCUUCAUGGCAGUAACUUCGACCCUCUCCGCGCAAGUCAUCGCCGUCAGCUCUAUCCUAAGCUUCGACGUGUACCGAGAAUACAUUAAUAGGGCGGCAUCAGACAGGGACAUCAUCCGUGCCAGUCACUUCGGUGUCAUUUUCUUUGCUGCGUUUUCUGCUGGGUUCAGCACUAUGCUCCAUUACGUUGGUAUUGACCUGGGCUGGACACUAUAUAUGCUCGGUGUGGUAACCUGUCCUGGAAUCUUUCCCAUGGCCUUCACAAUCCUCUGGCGUCGACAGAGCAGAGCAGCCGCCAUCCUGUCCCCAAUUCUGGGAAUGGCGACCGGCAUCGGCGUAUGGUUGGGUACAGCACAGCACUUCUACGGUGCCGUGUCUGUCAGCUCAACGGGGCAAAUACUACCUUGCGUAUAUGGAACUGUAGCGUCUGCUUUCUCGCCGAUAGUGUACUCCGUCCUGAUUACCCUAGUCAAACCGCAGAGGUAUGACUGGGCGGAGUUCCGCAAGGAGAAGCUGGGACUCGAGCGACUGGAUAGUGAUAGCGAUAUCACGGUGAAUGGUCAAGGUAGUGAAGAGCAGCAAAAUCGGACCUCGUUUGAUCCCCAGGAGCUGAAGAGAUGGGGGCGCAUUGCUGCGUUUUGGUCCAUUGCGACUUUCCUGGGCCAUUGGGUGUUGUGGCCAUUGCCGAUGUACGGAUCAAAAUAUGUUUUUGGAAAGGGAUUCUUCACUGCUUGGGUUAUUGUGGGGAUUAUCUGGUUGUGGAUUACCAUGCUCGUGGCGAUAUUCUAUCCCCUUCUCGAUGGGGGAAUGCAGCAGAUGUUGCAAAUAUCGCGGGCACUGCGGGGAAGGAGAGAGGCAGUCACAUCCACAUCACUACCAUCAGUGAAUAAUGAUUCUCCCGAGGUCUUCAGAGUGAAUGAGAAGUCUUGA
Molecule: messenger RNA, 2046 nt
Organism: Aspergillus niger
Lineage: Eukaryota; Fungi; Ascomycota; Eurotiomycetes; Eurotiales; Aspergillaceae
Exons: 12
Coding region: 1-2046 (681 amino acids)
Biological process (GO): urea transmembrane transport
Cellular component (GO): plasma membrane
Molecular function (GO): urea transmembrane transporter activity
Source: RefSeq, a predicted model, not a curated record